AUGCGUUUCGCUCUUCUUACCCUUUUAAGCGGUGCUUUUGUCACUGCGCUCACUGGAGAAGAAGCUCUAGAAAAGUGGGGUGGGCCUAGGGGUGGGAAUAAGGUUUCCCACGGGGGUAACAAUAUUGCCAAUGGGAAUGGUGGUGGGAUUAACAUUGACACUGGGGGUGGUGAUAUUGGAGACAUUGGGGUUGGGGUUGGGGGUGGGGGUGGUUGUGACGCGGCCGCUUGUGACGCCAAGGUGACCAAUCAGGUUACUGCGACAACGGUAGUGAAUCUCCCAGUUUACUUGGGCUUAUCCUUGGACAAACUACGCCAGGCUGUAUCUGUGUCCCAAACCCGCCAGAUUGUGAUCCUCCUUGCGCGUCCGGCCUGA
Penicillium canescens is the source of this 375-nucleotide messenger RNA. RefSeq lists its product as uncharacterized. The transcript is spliced from 4 exons. The record is from RefSeq and is a predicted model, not a curated record. Lineage: Eukaryota; Fungi; Ascomycota; Eurotiomycetes; Eurotiales; Aspergillaceae. The coding region runs from base 1 to 375 and encodes 124 amino acids.